Molecule: messenger RNA, 2055 nt
Organism: Melitaea cinxia (Glanville fritillary)
Lineage: Eukaryota; Metazoa; Arthropoda; Insecta; Lepidoptera; Nymphalidae
Gene: flw
Product: serine/threonine-protein phosphatase PP1-beta catalytic subunit
Exons: 7
Coding region: 73-1047 (324 amino acids)
Cellular component (GO): nucleus; cytoplasm
Molecular function (GO): protein serine/threonine phosphatase activity
Source: RefSeq, a predicted model, not a curated record
CGCCGCUCCGAUGGUAGAAUCUGAAAGAUUUGACUUUUAUUUUGACAUUAAAUAAAUCGUGGUGUAGUAAAUAUGGCUGACGAACUCAAUGUUGACAGUCUAAUUCACAGACUUUUAGAAGUUCGAGGAUGCCGCCCUGGAAAAACAGUGCAGAUGUCAGAGUCGGAGGUGAGAGGCCUCUGUACGAAGUCUCGGGAAAUAUUCCUACAGCAGCCAAUAUUAUUGGAGUUAGAGGCGCCACUCAAAAUUUGUGGUGAUAUACAUGGCCAGUACACAGAUUUACUGCGUUUAUUUGAAUAUGGCGGCUUUCCGCCAGAAGCCAACUAUCUAUUUUUGGGUGAUUAUGUGGAUCGCGGCAAGCAAUCUCUCGAAACCAUAUGCCUCUUGCUUGCAUAUAAAAUAAAGUAUCCCGAAAAUUUCUUUCUGCUGCGAGGCAACCACGAGUGCGCCAGUAUAAAUCGUAUUUAUGGAUUCUACGAUGAAUGUAAACGUCGAUACAAUAUAAAGUUAUGGAAGACAUUCACCGACUGCUUUAAUUGCCUUCCGAUUGCCGCAAUUAUUGAUGAAAAGAUUUUCUGCUGUCACGGCGGUCUCUCACCGGACCUGCAGGGAAUGGAGCAAAUAAGACGGAUAAUGAGACCUACCGAUGUCCCGGAUACAGGUUUGCUGUGCGAUCUGCUAUGGUCAGAUCCAGAUAAGGACGUACAAGGAUGGGGCGAGAACGACCGUGGUGUUUCAUUUACUUUCGGUCCCGAUGUCGUCAGCAAGUUUCUUAACCGCCACGAUUUAGACUUGAUUUGCAGAGCUCAUCAGGUUGUAGAAGACGGGUAUGAAUUCUUCGCCAAACGGCAACUGGUUACUCUUUUCUCUGCACCAAACUACUGCGGAGAAUUUGAUAAUGCUGGUGGGAUGAUGUCUGUAGAUGAAACACUAAUGUGCUCUUUUCAGAUAUUGAAGCCAUCUGAGAAAAAAGCGAAAUACCAAUAUAAUGGUAUCAACAGCGGAAGACCAGCUACGCCUCAAAGAUCACCUCCCAAGAAGAAAUAACUGGCAUUUGGAAUUCAGUGUGCUGCACAGUGAGAAGGAUGCUACAAAUAAUUUAAUGUAUCAAUAUAGUUAUUAUGUUUCAUGUGGUCAUUGGACAAAGCCGAAUGGUAUGCUGUGUAUUGUUAAAUUUUUUUUAUCAAUUAUUGCUUGUGCCUUCUUAUUUUUAAUUUUACUUUAGAUGUGAGUGAUAUUAAUUUAUGACUUUAGUUUACAGAGGUUUUGUGAGUAUUGUUGUUAGAUUUGUUCGGUGAUGUCUUGUGACCUGCUUAUUCGAUCCCUGACAUAUGGCAGCCAUUCAUACCCUUGUUGUUUUUUGACUUAUUGAUAUUAUAUUAUAGAAAAAUUAUUUCGUUAAUGUAGAAGGUAAAGAUAUAAGCAAUCUUAAGAUGCGAGCAUUGGACUGGAGUGUCGUAACAUUUAAUACAUUUGAAGUUGUAGUGGAUCGAAAGCACCAUUGCUUUUAUUCUAUAACUAAUGUGCCUAUAAUUGUAAAUUAUAUAUAGGUCUUGGUAUAAGCGAUGAAAAGAGGAUAAAUUGAAAUUUCUAGUUCUUUUCAUGUAUAUUAUAUUAAAUUAUUAGAUGAAAAUGUUUUCAAAAAACAUAUCGUCUACUUUUAUUUUUUACUUUUUUCGUCUAUAUCCAAUGUAUUUUUUACUUAAUUAUUUUGUGGAGCUGGCCUAAGACAUGAUAUAAAUUAACCUUUGCAGUGUAGCUAAUAAGUAUUUUUUAUCCGUUUAAAAACUUUUGCAAGGUACAUUUUUAUUUUGGAAUGAGCUGAAGACCCAGUGAAAUUAUCAUUUGCUUUGCACACAGUAUUAUUCUAACACAUAAGUAGACGUUUCAAAAUUGUUGUCAGAUUGGCGUGAUCUCCCUACUGAGGCUUUAACUUCAAAUAUUAUAUUAAGUCUCGAAACUAAUUGAAAUGACGGUAGAAGCAGUAGUCCUCGCAACAAUAGUGCAAUUGCUAUAUUAUUAUAAUUAUAUGAAAUAAUAAAAAUUAUACGCAGA